Malania oleifera is the source of this 1845-nucleotide messenger RNA. RefSeq lists its product as uncharacterized. The transcript has a single exon. The coding region runs from base 259 to 1614 and encodes 451 amino acids. Gene Ontology annotation, cellular component: cytoplasm. NCBI's taxonomy places the organism in Eukaryota, Viridiplantae, Streptophyta, Magnoliopsida, Santalales, Ximeniaceae. The record is from RefSeq and is a predicted model, not a curated record.
AGAAUUAAGUUCAAACUUAAAAUAGAUGAAUAAGAAAGAUAAGAAACGAAGUGUUAAUAGUUUGAAAUUUACAGGAAGCUUUAACUGCAUUUAAUUUAAAUCUUCAUGAGAGUUGCAUCUUCAAAGUUCAAAAAUCGAAAGUGAGGGUGCUCAACGAAUCGUGCAAUCGUCCAAUCGUCCAUCGCUUAGUAUUCUGAUCUGAAGAAACCCUAACAUUAAACACCCCCUUCUCUGAUUGUUUCAUUUGUUGCCCUUCCAAUGGAUUUCUUCAGGUCCGUCUUCUCCGAUGAUCCAGAACCCGCCGAUUCGCUCAACGCCCAAACCUCACCGCCAAACUCUCCCCCUUUGACGCCCACUGCGCAAUCCAAUCCAAGCCCUAAUCCUAAUCCUAAUCCUAAUCCUAAUAUUUCUAUGAGUGAUGGCGCCUGGAGCUUCGGCGGUCUCAUCAAAACCCUAACCUCGAGGUCCGAAACGGUGAUCGAGACCUACCGGCGCGAUAUAGAGGAAUUUAGGUCCGGCCUCAAGAAGGAGACAGCAGUGAUCCGAGAAGUUGCCAGCCGCGCCGUCAAAGAUCUCCCGGGAUCUCUCGAAAUUGGGGCGUCGGUGGCGCAAGAGUCGCUCGAGUCCGUUGGACAGGCCAUUGACGAUUUUGGGAGCUCGGUGUGGCGAGGUACGGCUGAGAUCAUUUCCCAAGGUAGGGACACCCUUUUAGCCGCUGAUCAUGAUAGCGAUUAUUCUUCGGAUAAUAAUAGCCAGCACUAUAGUUUGAGUUCAAAGCGGUACAGUCGGUUUGAUGCGCAGGUGCGUGCUAUUCAAUGUGAUAAGAACACCUACUGUGAGGAGCCUGAGGAUUUGAGUGAUUAUGAUAAGUGGAAAGUCGGGUUUGAGCUUGACGAGAAGGUUGUGGAGAUUGAAAAUUUGUUUGUAGAAAAUGGGGCGAUGGAAGGGAUUUAUAAGAAACUUGUUCCAAGUAUAAUCGAUCAGGAGAGCUUCUGGAGCCGGUACUUUUAUCGGGUUCAUAAGCUUAAGCAGGCGGAGGAUGCAAGAGCUAAUCUUGUGAAGAGAGCAAUUUCUGGGGAAGAGGAGGAAUUGACUUGGGAUGUUGAUGACGAGGAGGACGAUGCAGAAAGUACUUCUAAUGUCACUGAAACAAAGAACGAUAUUACAGGAAAUAAAGAAUUAGAGAAGAUUGGUUUGUCCAAGUUCUCAGAGGAGCGUAAGAGUGUUGAAAGCCGGGAGAAGAACUCUACGAGUGAAAGUGGUGAUGAUGGUACUGUUGCUGAAUUUGGAAGUGCCGAUCCAAGUGAUGCAUUUGAAACUAAUAGCAAUAAGUCAGUGGCAAAGGCUGAUGAGAAAUUGGUUGUGGAGGGGGGGAAGGCUGAUAAUGCUGGAUCUUGUAAAGAUAGUGAUGUUUCAGUUGUGUCAAGCCAACCGUCAGUGCCUGAGGAAGAAGACCUUGGGUGGGAUGAGAUUGAAGAUAUUGGAAACAAUGAUGAGAGCAAGGUAGUUGCUGGUGGGAGCCCAAACAGGGCUGAUUUACGCAAGCGACUGAGUACUGCAGAAGAAGACGAAGAUCUGACUUGGGAUAUUGAAGAUAAUGAUGAUCCUAAUUAAGUCAUGAUCAGACCUUGAUCUAUUCUCACUCUCAAGUGUGUUGGCGUACAUUGCUAUCAUUAUUUGGUGACUUAAGCAAAUAAUGUAAAUAUGUGUCUUUGUAUGUUUUCCUCUAGAAGUGUAAGCGAUCAUGCCCAUAGAAUGUUCUCAUUCCCUCCAAAUUAAAAUCAUUCUUAAAACUUUGUGCUCAUUGUUUGCCAAUUAAUGGAAUUUCAAUUGUUUCUACUUAAA